Messenger RNA from Helianthus annuus (common sunflower), 2803 nucleotides. Its product is annotated as ATP-dependent DNA helicase RecQ. Gene Ontology annotation, biological process: DNA replication; double-strand break repair via homologous recombination. NCBI's taxonomy places the organism in Eukaryota, Viridiplantae, Streptophyta, Magnoliopsida, Asterales, Asteraceae. Gene Ontology annotation, cellular component: cytoplasm; nucleus; chromosome. Bases 148 to 2709 code for a protein of 853 amino acids. The transcript has 20 exons. The record is from RefSeq and is a predicted model, not a curated record. Gene Ontology annotation, molecular function: ATP binding; 3'-5' DNA helicase activity; nucleic acid binding.
AAGGGAGGAGCAAAAUCUCUCCGUCAAGAAAUGGCGCGAAAACCCCAGCCUAUAAAGCAACCUCAAGUACACAAAGGGUUUAUGGUUUCCAGUUGUUCAUCCUCCUAAUUAUUCAAUCCACACUCUCUCACUCCGAAUCAGAAAACGAUGAAAAUGGAAUCGACUCUCAAGGAAUACUUUGGGUUUUCGACGUUUCGACCGUAUCAGAAGGAGAUUAUUGAGAAGAUUUUGGAGGGGAGGGAUUGUUUGGUUGUUAUGGCUACUGGCAGUGGCAAGUCUUUGUGCUACCAGGUGCCUCCAUUAAUUUCAAAUAAGACUGCAAUAGUUAUAAGCCCACUCAUUUCUUUGAUGCAAGAUCAGGUUAUGGCUUUGAAACAAAGAGGUAUCAAAGCUGAGCAUCUUUCUACUGCUCAGACUAACACAAAUGCACAAAAGAAUGCCGAAAGUGGUCAAUACGACAUUCUGUAUAUGACUCCAGAAAAAGCAUGCUUUGUUCCUAACAGCUUCUGGUCGAGGUUGCUUGCCACAGGAAUUUGUCUAGUGGCAGUUGAUGAAGCACACUGCAUCUCAGAAUGGGGCCAUGAUUUUCGGGUGGAGUACAAACAGUUAUAUAAGCUGCGUGAUGUUUUACAAAAUGUUCCAUUUGUUGGAUUGACCGCAACAGCUACAGAAAAGGUUAGAAAAGACAUAACAGAUUCACUUAAGAUGAAAGAUCCUCAUAUUGCCAUUGGAUCAUUUGAUCGUAAAAACCUUUAUUACGGUGUGAAAUCCAUUAACCGUGGGCCUUUAUUUGUGAACGAGCUUGUGGCACAAAUCUCUAAGUAUGCAACAAAUGGCGGGUCAACUAUUGUAUACUGUACGACAGUCAAAGAUGUCCAAGAGAUUACGGCAUCACUUUGUGGGGCCGGAAUAAAGGCCGGAAUGUAUCAUGGUCAAAUGGCUAACAAGGCCCGUGAACAGUCACACAGGUCGUUUAUAAGGGACGAGGUGGACGUCAUGGUUGCAACUAUUGCGUUUGGAAUGGGUAUCGAUAAACCAGACAUACGGCACGUGAUCCACUACGGGUGUCCGAAAAGUUUGGAAUCGUAUUAUCAAGAAAGUGGAAGAUGCGGUCGAGAUGGUGUUGCUUCUGAUUGCUGGCUAUACUUUUCAAGAGCUGAUUUCGGGAAGGCUGAAUUUUACUGCGGAGAAGCAAGCUCGGCGACCCAGAAGAAAGCUAUUAUGGAUUCAUUUAUGGCCGCUCAACGAUAUUGCAUGCAGACAACUUGCAGAAGAAAAAUUUUACUGGAAUAUUUUGGGGAAACAUUUGCUUCUAGUAACUGUGGAAAUUGUGAUAAUUGCACUAAUGCUAAGGAGGAAAGUGAUAUGUCUAGAGAAGCGUUUCUGUUGAUGGGUUGCAUUCAGGCUUGUGGUGGUUAUUGGGGCCUUAACUUGCCUAUAGACGUUCUUCGAGGUUCUCGUGCCAAAAAGAUCACCGAAAACCAGUUUGACAAUCUCCCGUUUCAUGGACUCGGGAAGGAUUUUUCAGUAAAUUGGUGGAAGUCCCUAGGUUUUCAACUAAUUUCUUUCGGUUACCUGGUUGAGACUGUUAAAGAUACUUACCGAACUGUAAGUGUCGGCCCAGAAGGUGCAAAAUUUCUGCGGUCAUGUAGGCCCGAUCACCAACCUCCGUUACUUUUGCCGAUAACAAGUGAAUCGGGAGGCAAUGAUGACAUCAAAGCUGGCUCAGAACAUGAUGGACUAUCACAAGCAGAGGUGGAACUCUAUAAGAUUCUUCUAGAAGAGAGAAUGAAGCUUGCAAGAUCUGCUGGAACUGCCCCAUACGCGGUAUGUGGUGAUUUAACGUUGAAAAAGAUAGUAGCAACACGACCGUCUACUAAAGCAAGGCUGGCAAACAUUGAUGGUGUCAACCAGCACCUUGUGACAAAGUAUGGUGAUCAUCUUCUUCAAAGUAUUCAGCAAUUAUCAAAACAACUGGACCUUUCAUUGGACGGUGUUGCAGCCAUAGAAGCUAAUAAUAACGGCAAAGCUUCCACAACACCGAAACAACCAAAAGACUUGCAACCCGCAAAAUACUCCGCUUGGAAAAUGUGGCAAGAGGAUGGUCUCUCUGCUGAAAAAAUCGCUAACUUUCCUGGUAGAUCUGCCCCGAUAAAAGUAGGAACAGUCCUUGGAUAUGUUCUAGAUGCGGCUCGAGAAGGAUGUAUGGUUGACUGGGCUAGAUUGUUCGAAGAAAUCGGGCUGACCCGAGAGAUUUUUGCUCAAAUACAAGCUGCCGUUUUGAAAGUUGGCUCAAAAGACAAACUGAAACCUAUCAAAGAUGAACUACCAGAAGAGGUCGAGUAUUUUCAAAUCAAGGCAUUUUUGACAAUGCAAGAUCUUGGGUUGUCAUCUGAAGCUAUUAAUGGGAAUAAAACACAAGAAUUAUCUGAAAAGUCAAUUAAUGAGAAAAGCGAGGUUGUAAUCAUUGAUGAGUCUCCAAGAAAGCGAAUGAAGAUUGAUGUACCAGAAGAAGAGACUCGCCCUUUAAUGGAGGUUAAUGAAGCUUCCAUUUUAGCGUGGCUCCAGAAUUUCGAGAAUGGGGUUACAUUAGAAGACGCGUUGAAACACUUCACUGGAUCAACAGAAGCAGCAGUGGUGGAUGUGCUGAGUUGUAUGGAGGGUGACUUCUUAAUCUAUAAGAAGAACAAUGUGUAUAAACUUAUGUGAUGCAGCUUUCAUGGAUAUAAUGUUUCUUUUAAUUUUUAUUAGCGAUGAAAUGGAAUUGAAACCGAUUUUAUGAUUAUAGUUAUGUUAAGAGUAA